GAGCUCUGGCGAGGAUACUUCCAAUCCGUCCGUCCAUCCCUCGGGCGCAUGAUCAUUAAUGUCGACAUGUCGACUGCUGUCGUUUACAGAAAUAUCAAUAUCAUCGACUUUGCUAUGCAAUACCUUGGAUUCAGAGAUGUUGGUCAGCUCGUGAUGAUGCAUCCCGGUUCAAAGGAGUGGAAACUCCUCAAGUCGGUUCUGAAGGGUGUCCGUGUCAUCACCACCGUACCACCGACGGAUCGUCAGAAGGCUCCUCGACCUAUCAAAGAUCUUAUCCCACAGGCUGGCCUCUACGAGUUCAAAAUUGGAAACGAAUCCUGGACUGUCCAGCAACACUACCAAAAAGCCCACGGGUAUUCCAUGCGUUUCCCAAAAGGGUGGGGCAUAGGAUUUGCGGGUGAUGCCGUUGUCCCACCCGAGGUGUGCGUCAUUAUACCUGGCCAGUUGUACCGAAAAAAGGUCCCCCCUGCGAACAUGAAAACUGUGUUGGACUUCUCUGCUAAGAACCCCAGCGACCGGCUUCAAAUUAUUGAGCAAGGCGUUAACGGUUCAUUCCUUAAUUACCAUCAAAGUGAUUCCUUGGGAUUAGCUGGGAUUAAAGUCGGCACGAGCGCCAUGGAGAUCAAAGGGAGGAUGCUGGAUGCACCGCAGGUCGUGUACGCCAACGGUGUUCUGGCUAAUACUGUCGGUAAAUCUGGCGCCGGAAACUGGAAUGUCCUCAGGCACCAGUUCUUUUCGCCUGGUCGUCUGGUCAAAUGGGUUGUCGUCAACCUUGCAGGUGCCCCACAAGAGGCCGCUAAUUUUGCGGUCGAACUUCUGAAAGCAUGUCGUGCUCUUGGGAUCGAAUGUCAACCCGCCGGUGCCGUCUUAGAUGGAAAUCCAAGCAAUGCUUGGGCAACUCUAGAGAGCACAAAGAAGCACCUAGCUGAUCCGAACAACCCUAAAUCACCUCCGUUGCUUGUCGCUGUUGUCUUGCCUGAUAGUGCUGCGGAGCUCCGGCGUCUUGUGAAGUUGUGGGGUGAUAGCGCCAAUGGUGUUCCUACCCAGUGUGUUAGGAGGAUGAAGUUGAGGCCCAUCAACAAUCAGUACAUCAACAAUGUUGCAUUGAAAGUCAAUGCGAAACUCGGAGGAGUCAAUUCCAUAGCACGCGGACCAGUAAGCAACCUGAUCAACCAGACCCCAACCAUGAUCAUUGGUGCCGAUGUCUCGCAUCCCGGCCCUGGAGUGCAGCGGCCAUCCAUUGCUAGUGUUGUGGCCUCUUAUGACCCCUUCUUGAGCAAGUACUCGACUUUUGUUACACUGCAGAUGCCGCGAAGAGAGGUCAUUGAGAAUCUCAAGAGCAUGAUCAAGCGAUCAUUCGAGGUUUUCGGAAGUCGAACUGGGCGCAUGCCUGCUAUCGUGUUUUACUAUCGGGAUGGUGUGUCUGACGGCGAAUACGCUGACGUCCUUGGUGUUGAAGGCAAAGCCAUUGAAGAGGCAUACACUGAAGUGGCUCAGCAAGCGGGGCAAACGUCCACAAUGAAGCUCAUCUUCAUCACCGUUGGUAAACGUCAUCACUUCCGUUUCUUCCCAACCCAGCACGGAUCUAGGGAUGGCUCUGGUAAUGUGCCGUCAGGACUCGUUGUAGAUCAGGACAUAGCGCACCCACGUGAAACCGACUUCUACCUUCAAUCGCAAUGCGGACUGAAAGGCACCAGUCGCUCGUCCCAUUAUGUAGUUCUUCGGAACGACGCUUCUGUUCCGAUGGACGAUCUCCAGGAGUUGUCGUACAUGCUGUGCUAUAAUUAUGCUAGAGCGACAAAGGCGGUAUCCAUUCCUGCUCCGGUGUACUACGCAGAUCUGGCUUGCGAGCGAGCAGGGUUCUACUUCGACGAAAAUCUGAACUUCGCGUCCGAGGCAGGUGAUAGCGAUGGGUCCACCUUUGAUCUCAACAUGUGGAUCAAUGGCUUCAAGGGUAUACACCGGGCCAUGAACACGAAGCUUUUCUUUGUCUGAUCUGUCGAACUUCUGUCCGUCAUUGCCAUGGCUCAUACUGAUCUUGCCAAGUUCCCACCGUUAUUUUCGAUGUACCGUGUGUCCAGAAUUUUUGCGUGUUACGUUGUAUCGUCCGUGGCUGAUUUCGCACUUGUCUAGUCAGUACUAUGUCUGUGUUUGUAUGUUGCUUGUGUAGUCGUAGUUGGCCGGACACUUGUAUCGAAGAGAAUCAGAGAAGUUACGAAGAAGUCCCUAUGUAGUUUGUACGAUUGAGUAGUGAC
This is a messenger RNA of Stereum hirsutum FP-91666 SS1, 2255 nucleotides long. RefSeq names its product Piwi-domain-containing protein. Lineage: Eukaryota; Fungi; Basidiomycota; Agaricomycetes; Russulales; Stereaceae. Bases 67 to 1995 code for a protein of 642 amino acids. Gene Ontology annotation, molecular function: protein binding; nucleic acid binding. The transcript is spliced from 23 exons. The record is from RefSeq and is a predicted model, not a curated record.